GAGGCUGGGGGAGGGGAGGUGCGAGGCGCCGUCCAAUGACAAAGCCCCGGGGUGGGCGCCGGCCGCCAUCUUGAGCCGGGCGGCAGGAUAUCCACCGCGUCCUCCGCCCUCGGAGAGAGGGGAGGGGCGGCGGCGGAGGCGAGAAAAGUAGCGAGGGAGCGAGAGACGCGCCAGGCGGGAGGCGCCCGUAGCGGCCGUCGCCGCGGAGCUCGACGCGGACGCGGGGCGGGAGACGGCAGCGGCGGCCCCGCGAGUGCGGCGGGCGGCUCCGAGCGGCCUCCGAUGAGGCGCAGCGUGAAGAGGCGGCGGCGCCGGCCCCGGGGCGCCUGGGACUUCGGCGGCGGCGGCGGCCCCGGGGCGGGCGGCGGCGCGCCGCCCGAGGCGCGGGAGGAGAAGGUGGUGUACUCGCGCUCGCAACUGUCGCUGGCCGACAGCACCAAGGCGCUGGGCGACGCCUUCAAGCUGUUCAUGCCCAGCAGCACGGAGUUCAUGAGCUCCGAGGCGGAGCUCUGGAGCUUCCUGUGCAGCCUCAAGCACCAGUUCUCCCCGCACAUCCUGCGCAGCAAGGACGUCUACGGCUACUCCUCCUGCCGGGCCCUGGUGCCCGACCCCGCCGAGCCCCCCGCCGCCCGCAGCCGCCCGCGCCGGCCCGGCCCGCGCGCCGCGGCCAGGAGGAGGCGCCGUGGAGUCCGCGCGGCCCCCGCGGCCCAGAGGAAGCCGCGGCCGCCGCCGGCUCCCGGAGAGCCGGGCCCCGCCCGGCCCGGGGAGCCCGGACCCUGCAGCUUCGGGGGUCGCAGCCUGGAGGAGAUCUGGAGGGCCGCCACCCCGACGCUGACCACCUUCCCCACCAUCCGCGUCGGCGACGACGUGUGGGGCGAGCGCAGCCUGGCGGCGGCGCGGCGCCGAGCGCGCCAAGUCCUGCGCGUGGACCUGGAACCCGUGGUGAGGCUGCGCCGCUUCCCGGUGCCGCGGGCGUGAGGGGCCGCGGGUGACCCGCGCCGCCCUGGCCCCGCAGGGACGGACAAACGUCAGUCGAGUGUUUACAGAUCGGCCCGCACCCGGUCCUCAGCGCACUUUAACCAGACCCAGCCCCCCGACGGGCUCGUCCCGCCCUUCGCCCCGGGACGCGGGGGUAGGGGGGCUGCGGGACAGGUGUGUGUCCUCGGCCGCCUCCCGGCGUUCCGUCUGCGGGAGGAGGAGCCGGCCGGACCGCGGGGGGAGGGCCCUGGGCUUCCUGACCCCAGAUUGAGACGUAUCCAGGACUACAGGGGGCAGACUCGAUCUCCCCCUUUUGGACUCUACCUCACUGGUCUGGAAGUCCUCCGAAGAAGAUCGUUUGUGUUGUUUUUUUUUUCCUUCUUCUUCCAAAAGCAUUUGUGGUCGUGUGCUUGUGUUUAAAAAAGAAAAAAGGCACAAUUUUGACUUUGCUCAUUCUCCUCCCUUGACCGCUGCCACCCUUCCUGCUGGAUGGAAGAUCGGAUAUGUUUUGUGCUGGUGGACUAGUUUGUGCUCAGGGUAUUCUGAAUUUCACUCGUUUUGUUAAGUUAUUGUUAUUUUCCCCCUGGAUUCCAAAGCCUUGAUCAAAGAUAUUUUCUAAGAGUUCAAGUUUAUAACUGAUAGGAGUGCAAGGACUUCUAUGAAUUCAGUGACUUUUACAAAGAGACGGAGAAGUAUAAUUUUAGACAUUUAUAUAAGGUUUUUCUCAUAAAAUUUUAUGUUGCUAUUUACUGAGCUUCUAGACAAAAAUGGUAGAAUACCGUUCUCAAGUUUUGUUUAGGAAAAAUUGACUUGUCAAAUUCUUUAAUUGAAUAAAAUUUAACGUGUUUGGAACCGCAUCGCUUGUGAUAAAAAGUGAAUUGUGAACAACUGGCGUUGGUGACAGGAAUGAGUGGAAUCCAGUUGGAGUUACUUUGGCCUCGUGUCACCGUCUAACAUAAAAAUCCAGGAAUGUUCAAGGGACGACAUUGUAAAAUGGAAGUUGCAUUAGAGAGAUCAAUGCAUGUGAACAGCGAAUAAAGGGAUAAACGGAAUACCCAUUAGAAUUUCAGAAUGGAUAAUGAUCUACAGGAAGGGUGGGGCCAUUUCUUGAUAUCAAAUAACUAGUUGAAGUUACUGUGGACAACAUACUUUUUUUUUCUUUUUUGUUGUUGGAUACCAAGAAAUGCCCAGAUUAUUAUUCAUUGCCUUUAUGAAUUUCAUGACAAUUCAUUGUUUUUGUCCUGUGAAUUUUCUCUUUUUUUAAAAAAUCAUCUUUCCAUUUAUAAUUAUGCUUGCAAUCUUUGACAACUAAAGGCCACAGGAAUCAAAUAGAGAACUACAACAGAGCACUGACCCUUCAUUACACUUUUAUAAUAGUGUGUAUACCAUACCGCCCAGUAUGGAAUCCUUGAUUAAUCCAAGUGCCUUUGGUCAUUGGUGGCAGCAAGACUUAAUGGUUUUUAGCCAGUGGUGCCACAGCCAGCUUUUACCGCAAUACCUAAAGGGUCAAGUGUUUUUGUGCUACUAGUCUUACAAAUUUAAGUAUUCUGCCAUGGAAUGAUCCAUACUGGGCUGGAACUUGACAUGUUGAAUCCUUAGUGCUAAAGUUUCUGUCAGUUUGGCAGCUUCUUGGGAAAAUAAGUUCCUGUUUGAUCCUUAUAAUCCUAGAAUUCAAAUGGCAUAGCUUUCUGAAAAUCAUUAUUUUAAGUUUAGUAGUCCAUAGAGUGUUGUGACUUAAUUUCAGUGUUGUUUUGUAAAAAGAACUAUAUAUAUAUAUAUAUACAUAUAUAAAUACAUAUAUGACUUUAUGCCAGUUUCCCAAUAAGCCUAAUCUUUAUACUCAAUAAAUUGUUACACAUGCUGUCACAUGAAUAAAUAAAAAAUGAAUAUAAUCAGAAGGAGAGUGUUAAGUUAUAGUUGUGUGAAGGGAAGCUAAGACAUAUUCUGUCAGUCUUUAGCCUCCUUGCCAAAUGUAUUUCAGAUACAUACGAUUUUAUUCCCAAAAAAUAUAGUUAACUUUUAUAGCUAACUCAGCACCUGCAGAAAAUGUAUUUGUACCACUACACUAUUGUACAGUUUUAUAAUAGCUGAAAACAAAUCCAAUGGCCAUAUUAAAAUGUAAUUUCAACAUGUUCCUUACCUAGUUUCCCAGAGGAUUUUGAAAUUAGACUAGCAGAGAGAAUAGCUUUUCUCUGCCCACAACUAAAACAACCCAGUGACACCAUGCAUUUAUUUUAACUGAGAUUCUUGACAGUAUUUUUCUUAUGCCUUGUUACUUUAGUGCACUUGAACUCAUGUAAAUGAUUCCUUGGCUUCUUUGCAGUGAUGUCAGUUUGGAUCUGAUUGCCUGUCUGAAUUCAAUAUAGCUCAUCUGGGCUACUAAAAUGUCAUGCCAUUUCUAGUUUGUGGAGUAAGAUGUAAAAAACAAAAUAAGAAACUAUUUUUGUCAAGUUUUCUUCAGCGAAACAUAUGACCACUCCUAAAAUGUGAAGAAAAACAUCUAAUACAGUUGGCUAAUGUAUAGUAGCGUGAAAGUUUUGUAUGGAUACCUUUGGGCAGAAUGUGAAAAGAAAUUUGGCAUAGUGGCCUCUAUUGUAAGGCAUCCAUUACUGUCCUAUAAAAUGAAUCUUUAGCUUAGUUUGUGUAUAGUUUUUCAGAGAAAUCUUAUAACAUGCUUUCUCUUAUAUCUUGUAUAGCACAAGUAGAGAGGGACAUCUAGGAAAAAGAUCUAUCACCUGCCUAUGCUUUCAUUUAAAUGUUUGACUUUUGAGUGCCUAAAUGUGGUGACUGGCACCUGACAUGACCUUUUGAGAUCCUUGAUGUCAUUUUUACCUUCCUCUCGGUCAACCAGCAACUUUUACUUUAAGUCAGUAACAUGAUAGCAAGCUUCAUUGUUGAUAGUGCGAGGUGUUGCUCUUGUGGUGUGUGUUUAUUUUGUCUUUAAGUUUGAAUUCACUAUUGGACAAAUGUAACAAGCUGGUGGCUAAUACCUACUGAUUUGCUAUGUGCAAAUGACUGCUAUUUUUCAGAAAUUCCUUCAAUUGAAAAUUUUUUUUGAAUACAAAUCUGAACAAUUUUGGAUGCAAACUUUUUGUUUUAAGGGUUGCCACGGCGUUCUUUAAAUAGGUGAUUUUUAAUGAACAUAUAUAUAUUAACAUUUACUUUAUUGGUAUGUUAAUUUUUAAUAAACUGUUAUGUCUUAAGUGCAUUAGAAAGCAAUUGUUUGUAGUGGAACUGAAGUGUUUCUCUGGAUGGUUUAAUGUGCAUAUGAUUGUACCUUGCUUUUUAACUUAUUAACUGUAAAUAAAUUUUAGAUAAUACAGUGUCUGGUUUUUUCUAAUGAUGCUGAAAGUUUUUGAAAUGAGAUUUUAUGUUUGCAUGUGAAUGAGAAAACAUCUGAAUUUACAGUUGAAUAAGUUUUUACUUUUUGUGAACUUUAAACUCUUGGAAAUCUCUA
Molecule: messenger RNA, 4435 nt
Organism: Dipodomys spectabilis (banner-tailed kangaroo rat)
Lineage: Eukaryota; Metazoa; Chordata; Mammalia; Rodentia; Heteromyidae
Gene: Ccdc71l
Product: coiled-coil domain containing 71 like
Exons: 1
Coding region: 283-978 (231 amino acids)
Source: RefSeq, a predicted model, not a curated record